AUGAUCGAUCCCACUGAAUGUGAGAGCCUGUCUAAUUGCAAUAGCGGUGAGGCUUUUUUCGAGGACGACAACAAUCCAUUUGCCCCCUCAGCGGUCAAUAAUACACACAAUUCAUUAUCAUCCACUGAUACAGAGCCCAGUAGUGACCCAGAGAACUUAAAUAUACGCCCUGUCCAGCUACAAUACACAUCUCAACUCAAGACACAACUCACCGGCACUCCUGCUUCCAAAGUUCGCUUGGUGCUGGAAUACAUGAACAUGCUUGGGCUCAAUCUUCCCUUAUUCUUAGAUUAUCUCAGCUUGGGCGACUACAACUGCAUCACGGACCCUGAGAUCCGCUAUGAAAGGACAGCUCUCAUGGUAAGUGAUGAGCUUCCAGUGAUACUGGCCCGCUGGCAUAAACCACCCCAGACCAAGGGCACUCACAAUGCGCGUGCAACUGUGGGAAAGGAUGUACUCGAGGCAUUUGCCUUCUCAUGUGUUAGGGAAGCUAUUGAAAGAGAAUUAAAUAGCAUACAGGAGUUAGCAAAGUGCCCGCCCAAAGAUGUCAGUGAAGAGGGUCUUACCAGCCUGCUAAUUGACGACUUGGUCCUCAAACUCCAGAGUCCUGGCUUUGGAGGCACACCCAAGCUGUGGGAGCUCCUUCAGCGACUAACAAGAACCCCUACACAAGAGAAACAAAACUCUGGGCAAAAUACAGAUUUCCUAAUGUUUUCCCGCUCGCAUCAUCAUAAUAGGUGGCCAAAGCUUCUCACCACCUUCCUUUGCUCUCAGGGCAUUACAAUGAGUCAUCGCUGGUCAGUGCGUGCAUUCAAGUCUAUUUCUUCCAACCAAAUGGACAAGGUUCGACACCUUGUCAGAUCCCACCCAUUUGUCAUAUCCCACGACAACCUCAACAUCCCAUUUCGUGUAUAUUCACAGUGUAUCGACAACCAAAGCCAUUUUGACUCUGGGACUGCAGCAACUGUAUAUUUCCAACCAGAUGCUCCACCUAUUGCUCCUCUGUAUCCUAGCAAAGGGAAGGACCUUGAGCGUCUGCAUGAUGCCUACACAAGCUCACAGGUUCACAUUGAAGUAGAGGGUCGUACAGCUAAAACCAAGGCAGAUAUCAUUCCAGAUGUCGUUACUAAUGGUGCACUCAACAUUGUCACCCUCAAAACAAUGUUGAACUGGUGGGACAACUGUGAUUACAAGCGAUCUAUGGAGGAGACUUGGUAG
This is a messenger RNA of Serpula lacrymans var. lacrymans S7.9, 1218 nucleotides long. RefSeq lists its product as uncharacterized. The transcript is spliced from 3 exons. The record is from RefSeq and is a predicted model, not a curated record. NCBI's taxonomy places the organism in Eukaryota, Fungi, Basidiomycota, Agaricomycetes, Boletales, Serpulaceae. Bases 1 to 1218 code for a protein of 405 amino acids.